CUUCUAGAUGCGUGCGUGUCUGUUCGCGUGCUGCAUACUUCCUCCCUUCUGGGUCCUUUUCCGGUUGCCUGCUGACUGGGUCACCAUUUUCCAGCGUACGUCGGAGAGAAAGGAGUGAAGCAUUUAAAAAUGAGUGGAUGUCGAGUGUUCAUUGGUCGGCUGAGCCCCAACGCCAGAGAGAGGGACGUGGAGAAGUUUUUCAAAGGAUUUGGGCACAUUAAGGAGAUCAAUCUAAAAAACGGCUUUGGCUUUGUGGAGUUUGAUGACCUCAGAGAUGCUGAGGAUGCAGUCUAUGAACUGAAUGGGAAAGAACUGUGCAGUGAAAGGGUCACAAUAGAGCAUGCCCGGUCUCGCAGAGGGAGAGGAGGUGGAGGAGCAGGAGGAGGAAGAGGAGGAGGUGGAAGUGGUGGUGGUGGAGGAGGUGGUGGUGGUGGUGGAAGGUUCUCUCCGCGGUUCAGCAGCUAUCGUCAGUCUCACGGCUCCAUGUAUGGUCCUCCUGUGCGCACUGAGCACAGAAUCGUUGUUGAGAACCUCUCGUCCAGGAUAAGUUGGCAGGAUCUGAAGGAUAUGAUGAGGAAGGUUGGUGAAGUCACAUUUGUGGAUGCACACAGAUCCAACAAGAAUGAAGGAGUGGUGGAAUUUGCUUCACACAGCGAUAUGAAGAACGCCCUUGAUAAACUAGAUGGCACUGAGCUUAACGGACGCAAACUCAAACUGACUGAAGAACACAAGAGGAGGAGCAGAAGCCGCUCCCGCUCCAGGAGCUACACCAGGUCUCGCAGUCGUUCCCGAUCCAGGAGCCGUUCCAAAUCCCCGAGCAGGAGCCGAAGCAGGAAACACAGCCGUACCAGGUCCCGCUCACUCAGCCGCAGCCCAGAGAGGAAGCCCCUUCCCCAGGCAGCCCCGCGCUCCCCCUCCCGCUCCAAGUCUCGAUCCCACUCCCCUCCAGUGCAGAAGAGGCAGUCCAGAUCCCGGUCCCCCUCGGCUGAGAGCCAGCACUGAGAGCCGUCUCCCUGCCUGCAUCAGCUGUAUCUGUAGAUCUAGUUACAGCUCUCGUAGCUGGUUAGAACUGCAGUCCGGUCUGUUAAAGCAGCUGCUGGUGGUGUGAUUUAUUGUAGGUUGCUUAAUAGAAAACCAUAUGAAAUGCUCUCUUUAUACAAACUGUGGGCAUAACUUUUUUUUUAUUCUUUUUUUAUUUGAAAACUGCAGCCUGUAUGGGAUUGCAACAGCUAAUGUUACCUAAAGAGUUUUUUUGGAAUAAAGUUUCUACCCCUUAAUAGUUUUUCAUUGGCUUAAUUCAUUUCAUACAUGGAAGAUUGCUAUAGCAAGUGAUGUCUCUUGGUGGACUUCUUUGUUUGCAAAGCACACGUUUUUUUUUCUUUUUUUCGGUGACAUUAUUAUACACCCCCUUUUAAGUGGGUUGGUUAUUGGUGUUUUAACAUAGCUGUUAAAAUAUUUUUUUUCAGGAUGGUGUUAUUGGUUACCUAGCCAUACCAAAAAUGCCUUAUUAGCAUUUUUUUUGCAAUGCAGUUCUGGAACAGCCUCUUCAUUUCAAAUUAUACAGACAGCGAGCCUAAAUCUAGGCAGUGACACGAUGCUGUGAAUUUUAUUGAGGGUUAUACUAUUACCCUGAACUACUUUAUUCUGCUUAAAGGAGUGGACAGUAACCCAUAAGCAGUAAAUAGGUGUCUUUUGUUUGUUCCCCCCCCCCCCCCCCCAGGCUCUGCACAGCAAAGUGACAAUUCUUUUAGUAAAGUGGGGAAGGGUGGUGAUACCAAUGAACCUGGGGAACCGAUCUGUAAAUGUGAUGCUGUGUUUAACAGGGAAUGUACUAUAGGGGCCUAGUGGGGAGGGAGAGGGUGGGUUCAAUUGGACUAGUAAAGCUGAGGAAAUGGCUGUAAAUGGUUUUGCUAUUGGUUAAGGCCCCUGUUUAUACUCACGUUUGCUUGCUCUAAAAUCCUGGCAUCUAGUAGAACAUUUUGCUGUGGCUUUUGUUGUAAUUUUGUGCUGAAGAGAAUUUAUUAAAUUUAUAUAAACCAA
Molecule: messenger RNA, 2040 nt
Organism: Acipenser ruthenus (sterlet)
Lineage: Eukaryota; Metazoa; Chordata; Actinopteri; Acipenseriformes; Acipenseridae
Product: serine/arginine-rich splicing factor 5-like
Exons: 8
Coding region: 130-1002 (290 amino acids)
Cellular component (GO): nucleus; ribonucleoprotein complex; cytoplasm
Molecular function (GO): mRNA binding
Source: RefSeq, a predicted model, not a curated record